AUGGGUCAAGUCGUUACUCUGUUGAGGCAGCAGCAGCAAAAGAAGCGACGAGACAAGAAAAAAGAGCAGAAGAAAAAACUGGCAGCAGAAGAAGAGGAUGAGGAGGAGAGCCAGCUGAUUGAGAGGUUGAAGAAGCUGUCUGCCCAAGCCAGUGAUGAGGAUGAAGAAGUGCCCAUUCCUGUCACCAAAGCAGGCAACAAAAAGAAAGGAGGAAAUGUGUUUGCUGCCUUGAACCAGGAACAGAGUGAAGAGGAGGAGGAGGAGGAAGAAGAAGAAGAGGAAGAAAAAAUAUCAAAGCCCAUCAAACUUGACAGGAAUAAGAGCAACAAGGCAGCCUCUGAUGAUGAAGAAACAAAGAAACCAGGGAAAAAAGGCUCUAAAACCAAACAAAAGGUCAAAGAAGAAGAAGAAGAAGAAGAAGAAGAAGAAGAAGAAGAAGAAGAAGAAGAAGAAGAAGAAGAAGAAGAAGAAGAAGAAGAAGAAGAAGAAGAAGAAGAAGAAGAAGAAGAAGAAGAAGAAGAAGAAGAAGAAGAAGAAGAAGAAGAAGAGGAGGAGGAAGAGGAAGAUGAGAAGAAGGAAGAUGAUCCCUAUGCACAUCUCAGCAAGAAGGAGAAGAAGAAACUCAAGAAACAGCUGGAGUUUGAGCGGCAGGUGGCAAGCUUGAAAGCAGCCAACGCGGCUGAGAACGACUUCUCAGUGUCCCAGGCGGAAAUGACCUCGAGACAAGCCAUGCUGGAAAACGCCUCAGACAUCAAGCUGGAGAAGUUCAGCAUCUCGGCUCACGGAAAAGAAUUGUUUGUCAAUGCAGACUUAUAUAUUGUAGCUGGGCGCCGAUACGGCUUGGUGGGCCCAAAUGGGAAGGGCAAAACCACUUUGCUGAAACAUAUUGCUAACCGGGCCUUGAGCAUCCCUCCCAACAUUGAUGUACUGCUCUGUGAACAAGAGGUUAUUGCGGAUGAGACUCCGGCAGUCCAAGCGGUGCUCAAGGCUGACACCAAGCGACUGAAGCUGUUGGAGGAGGAGAAGCAUCUGCAGGCACAGCUGGAGAAAGGGGAUGAUGCAGCAGCAGAACGCCUGGAAAAGGUCUAUGAGGAACUGCGGGCGACAGGAGCAGCGGCAGCAGAGGCCAAAGCUCGGCGAAUCCUGGCUGGGUUGGGCUUCAACCCUGAGAUGCAGAAUAGGCAAACCAAGAAAUUCUCAGGAGGCUGGCGCAUGAGGGUCUCCUUGGCCAGAGCCUUGUUCAUGGAGCCCACAUUGCUGAUGCUUGAUGAACCUACCAAUCACUUGGAUCUCAAUGCGGUCAUCUGGCUUAAUAACUACCUCCAGACAUGGAAGAAAACCCUUCUCAUUGUUUCCCAUGACCAGGGAUUCUUGGAUGAUGUGUGUACAGAUAUCAUCCACUUGGACAUGCAGAAACUUUUCUAUUACCGGGGAAACUAUAGUGAGUAG
Molecule: messenger RNA, 1449 nt
Organism: Protobothrops mucrosquamatus (brown spotted pit viper)
Lineage: Eukaryota; Metazoa; Chordata; Lepidosauria; Squamata; Viperidae
Product: ATP-binding cassette sub-family F member 1
Exons: 15
Coding region: 1-1449 (482 amino acids)
Molecular function (GO): ATP hydrolysis activity; ATP binding
Source: RefSeq, a predicted model, not a curated record